Molecule: messenger RNA, 868 nt
Organism: Leptonychotes weddellii (Weddell seal)
Lineage: Eukaryota; Metazoa; Chordata; Mammalia; Carnivora; Phocidae
Source: RefSeq, a predicted model, not a curated record
AGGGCGCGCGCGACAGUGUGAGGAGUGGGGUGGAGCGUGUGUGGAGUGGGGGCCGCGGCCCGGGUCAGAGCCGCCGCGGACCACGAGUUGAGUGUAGAUUCUGGAGAAAUUUUGCCUCCGCUGGAGUCUGCACUGCGAGGCAGCAGAAUUGUGAGCUAGAGUGAAGCAGAAAUCUAGGAAUAUGACCUCCAUGAUGGCCAUGGGUGAACCAAGGCUGAACUGGGAUGUUUCCUCAAAAAAUGGCCUUAAGACAUUUUUCUCUCGAGAAAAUUAUAAAGACCAUUCCAUGGCUCCAAGUUUAAAAGAACUAUGUGUUUUAUCUAACAGACGUAUAGGAGAAAAUUUGAAUGCAUCAGCAAGUUCUGUAGAAAAUGAGCCGGCAGUUAGUUCAGCAACUCAAGCAAAGGAAAAAGUUAAAACCACAGUUGGAAUGGUUCUUCUUCCAAAACCAAGAGUUCCUUAUCCUCGUUUCUCUCGUUUCUCACAGAGAGAGCAGAGGAGUUAUGUGGACUUGUUGGUUAAAUACGCAAAAAUUCCUGCAAAUUCCAAAGCUGUUGGAAUAAAUAAAAAUGACUACUUGCAGUACUUGGAUAUGAAAAAACAUGUGAAUGAAGAAGUUACUGAAUUCCUAAAGUUUUUGCAGAAUUCUGCAAAGAAAUGUGCACAGGAUUAUAACAUGCUUUCUGAUGAUGCUCGUCUCUUCACGGAGAAUCAUCAAAGAGCUAAUAAGAUAGUGAGGAAUUACAGGGCUGAGAUACUAGAGAAGACCAGAAUCCAGAGAGCAUUCAAGGAAGUUAAAGCCAUGCUUGAAAAUUUCAAUGAGGAACUAGAAACUUUAAAAGAGAUAGUAGAUUUGAAAAAGAACUAA